Molecule: messenger RNA, 7752 nt
Organism: Fusarium sp. VM40
Lineage: Eukaryota; Fungi; Ascomycota; Sordariomycetes; Hypocreales; Nectriaceae
Source: the annotation of a GenBank genome assembly
AUGGCCGCCUCACUUGGUCGUCGUUCUGUAGCAGACUUUUACACACCUUUUACCUUAUCCCUAUAUGGACUCUAUGUCAUUCGCAUUUCCCUUCCCCUAAUCUGGGGCUGUUCUGCGCAAAAGCACCUAGGUCCUUUGUUUUCCAAGAACUUCUCCAAAAGACAUCUCGAUAUUGGUGUUGGAGAUGGCUAUUUCCCAACAAGGGCCCUAAAGGAGGCUGGCCGCAAGCCAGAGUCCCAGCAUCUUACUCUCGUCGACUUGAGUGAGCAUUCUCUUGCGGCCACUAAGCGACGUAUCUUGUCCCGCUACCCUGAGGUGGAUAUUCGCUGUGUCCUUGCGGACGCGGUCAAACCGUUCCCUGAUACGCUCCAGAAUGAGAGACAGAAUCUUCGGGUGGGAUCCCCAGCGGUAUCAGACAUUGAUAUCUGUGGCAUCGGGCUUCGUCUUCCUGGAGGUAUCCGUAACUGUGAAGAUUACUGGAACCUUCUGUACAAUGGCCUUGAUGCCAGAGGUCCCGUCCCUAGCAGCCGCUACAAUAACGGUGGUUUUGACGACAGCCUCGGUGGGAUUAAUGCCAUCAAGUUCAAGCAUGGCUAUUUCCUCGACGAAGAUCUCUCGUGCCUCGACACAUCCUUCUUCACCAUGGCUAAGGGAGAGGUUGAUAGAGUCGAUCCACAGCAGCGACUCCUGCUUGAAGUCACUCGAGAGUGCCUUGAGGAUGCAGGGGAAGUUGAUUACCGUGGAAAACAAAUCGGUUGCUAUGUCGGUACCUUUGGCGACGAUUGGCUGAUAACAAGGAUGAAGGACCCUCUCGAUGGAGGGCUGCAUGCUGUUACUGGUUAUUGUGAUCUCAUGAUGGCGAACCGGAUUUCAUUCGAAAACGAUUUCCGAGGCCCCAGUCUAGUCCUCAAAACAGGAUGUUCUAGCUCAGCAGCAGCAUUUCAUGGAGCCUGUCGCGCUAUCCAGAGGGGUGACGCAUCAAGUGCAGUUGUAGGAGGUGCCAGCAUGAUCGCUACUCCAGCCCUCACAGCCACCAUGUCAGCAGGUGCAGUGUUGGCUCCAGACGCGUCCUGUAAGACCUUUGAUGCUGCAGCCAAUGGUUAUGCAAGGGCAGAAGCGAUCACAGCCAUCUAUGUCAAGCCUGUGGCUGAUGCUCUCCGAGAUGGCAACCCCAUCAGGGCUAUUGUUAAGGCCACUUCGCUGAACUGCGAUGGAAGAAGCACCAGCCUCAUUACUCCGAAUGGAGCUGCACAUGAGGCUCUGAUGAGGAAAGCUUACCGUGACGUCGGGUUAGAUCCCAAGGAUACGGCUUUUGUUGAGUGUCACGGAACCGGCACACCCACAGGUGACCCUAUUGAGACUAGAGCAGUAGGAGAGGUCUUUGGAGGGGAGAAAGGGGUAUACAUCACGUCGGUCAAGCCGAAUAUCGGACAUACAGAAGGUUCUGCGGGAUUGUCAUCCAUUAUCAAGUGUGUUCUGGCUCUUGAGCACAAGACAAUCCCACCGAAUAUCAAGCUGAACAACCCCAACCCUGCCGUUCCGUUUGCCAAGUACAAUUUGAGAGUUCCGCUUGAGCCAACACCCUUCCCAUCGGAUCGAAAACAAAGGGUUAGCGUCAACUCUUUUGGCAUUGGGGGAAGCAAUGCUCAUGUCAUUCUCGAAUCUGGUCCAUCGAAGCCAAACCCAGUACCACAGACCAGAGAGAUUCAACAAGCUGUCCAACCUAAACUACUUCUUCUUUCGGCCAAUACGGAAGGCUCACUCAAAACACACAUCAAGAACCAUCUAGAAUGGGCCGUCAGCCACCCAGAGUCUACCGCCGAUGCUGGCUAUACUCUUGCGAAGCAUAGAGAACAUCUACCGCAUAGAGCAUCUAUCGUCCUUCAACCAGACAAGUCCAUCGAGACUUCGGAACUACUCAAAGUUCAUCCUGCACCACUACCACUCGUGCUUGUAUUCAGUGGGCAAGGUGCGCAAUGGCCCGGCAUGGUGAGAAAGCUCAUCGAGAACGAUCAGCUAUUUCGUGAUGAUUUGCUCAAGAUGGAUCAAGUACUGAAGGGUCUCGAGUUUCCUCCGUCCUGGAAUUUUAUAGAUGAACUUUGCAAACCUGCCGACACAACGCAAGUGCACAAGUCAGAACUAUCCCAGCCGCUAUGCACAGCGGUUCAGAUGGCACUCUUCAACAAGUUCCUUGCUUUAGGACUUCCAUUCACGGCUAUCGUUGGGCACUCCAGUGGCGAGAUAGCUGGUGCGUACUCCGCACGACAUAUUUCCAUGGAAGAAGCCAUAAUUAUUGCCUAUUAUCGUGGCUAUGUGAUGACAAAGCAAACUCGCCAUGGCAGCAUGGCAGCUGUUGGAAUGGGAGCUGAGGAGGUCUCUCGGUUUCUCUCGGACGGCGUUGUUGUGGCCUGUGAAAACAGUCCAGACAGUGCUACUAUCUCUGGAGAUUCCGACAAAGUAGCUCGCGUUAUCGAAUCCAUCAAGGAGAGCUCAUCUGAUACGCUUGCUCGCCUUCUCAAAGUUGACAUGGCGUACCACUCAGAUCACAUGGUGGCUUUGAGUGUUGAGUAUCACAAACUCCUUCAAUCCGAGCUUUCAAAACUUGCACCUUAUGCGCAGUCAAACAAAGCCGUUAUGUUCUCUUCUGUCACCACCGACACAGUGACACAGAAGGAUGUUCGCAAUGCAUCUUAUUGGGUUCAAAAUCUGAUUUCCCCAGUCAAGUUUUCAUCCGCUGUGUCCAAUAUACUCGCAAUAGAGAAGGAGUGUAUCUUUCUGGAGAUUGGACCACAUUCAACUCUGGCUGGCCCUCUUCGGCAGGUCUGCUCAGCCACCUCUCUACCAUUCCACUAUAUCUCCGCACAAAGUCGUGGUAAAGACUCCUUUGCUACAUAUCUUUCUGCUGUGGGAAAGCUGUACCAGCAUGAUGUGCCCCUUGACCUAACAUCACUAUUCCGCGAUGCCAAAGCAAUACCAGGACUCCCUACCUAUCCUUGGGAGCACAAAGAGUCCUUUUGGCAUGAGAGUCGAAUAUCGAAGGCUUGGAGAACUCGUCAGUAUCCCCAGCACUGUCUUCUUGGGGCGCGAAACUUUGAAGGCCCAGAGUCUGAGUCUCAAUGGCGCAAUAUUGUCAACAUUGAAGAUUUGCCCUGGAUUUCAGAUCACAAGGUGCAUGAUGACGUGGUCUUCCCGUUGGCUGGAUAUGUCGCUAUCGCCGGCGAAGCUGUCAGGCAGAUUUCUCAUGCUCCGCCUGGAUCUGGAUACCGGCUGCGUCAUGUUAUUGCCCAUGAAGCACUGCUGUUAACUGAUGCGGUGGAAAUGUCGACUUGCUUCCGCAACCAUCGACUCAAUGAUAUCGAGGACUCGACUUGGUAUGACUUUGUGAUAUCCUCAUACAAUGGUUCGGCUUGGAUCAAGCAUUGCACUGGCCAAGUGACUACACUUGACCGGGCUAGGGUCUGUGAAUGGACUCCAAAAGUGCUCCCUCGGGAAGUUAGCUGUUCACGUAUGUAUGAGCAGUUGGCUCAGAUUGGCUUCCCAUUAGGCCCCGAGUUUCGCCGUUUGGUCAGCGCCACCUCAGCGACUUCAGAAGAGCUGGUAUACGCCAAGAUCAAGAAUAGAGAAUUGGAAAGUCCAUUCUUGUACACUCUCCACCCCGCUACGAUCGACGCUGCUAUCCAGUUACAAUUUGUUUCGCAAGCUCGAGGUCUCCCCGGGCGCAUUAUCGACCUCUGUGUACCUACGGCUAUUGAGGAACUUGAGGUGAACUCAGGCUCAGGUAUCAUAGAUGCCAAAGUAUGGAGGUUACACGGCCUGGAACCAUGUGUUGAGCUUGCGGCAGACGGUAAAGUUGUGUUCCAUGCUUCGGGUACCCGACUUCAUCGUCUAGGCGACGGCACAUCUUCUGAUGUGCUUGGUCUUCAUGCCACAGCAAGACUCAACUGGCUUCCUCAUAUUGACUUUGUUGAUGUCUCAACAUUAUUUGAUCCACCAUCCUUUGAGAGGCAGCACAAUCGUUUGCAAGAAGAACUGGCCUAUCUCUGCAUGUUGAAGACCGCAGAGAAGAUCCGGUUCCUGGAGCCCUGCCAGCCUCACUUCAUCAAAUUCCGAGAAUGGGUUGAUAGGCACAUUGAGCUUGCAAAGGUAGAGCAUGAAGGACUAUUGAGCGAGUCUCAGCCUCUUUCUUUUGACUCUUCCGCGGACAUAGCUUCGAAGAUAGAGGAAAUUACAGGUCAACUGUUGCAAACACCAAGAAGGCCUAUUGCCACUGGACUUCGACGUGUCGUUGAUAACAUCGAAGGGAUCUUUACUGGAAAGACUACAGCCAUCGAAACACUUCUUCGGGAAAACAUUCUGGCGGAUAUUUACGGUUUCGGCUCUUUUGAUUACUCCCCAUUCCUACGUGUUUUGUCGCACACUCGCCCAACCCUCAAGAUUCUUGAAGUUGGCGCUGGAACAGGAGGGACAACAGAGACCAUUCUUCGAAACAUGGUUGACAAUCAACUAAUCCCGGCUUAUUCUGUCUAUACCUUCACCGAUAUCUCCGCUGGCUUCUUCCCAGCAGCCAAGGAACGAUUCUCGUACGCCCCAAACAUAGAAUUCAAAGUGUUGGACAUUUCUCAGAACCCUCUUGAACAAGGCUUUCAAGAGGAUACAUAUGAUGUUAUCAUCGCAGCUAACGUUAUUCACGCCACUCCCUCGCUGCACCAGACACUACAUAACAUCCGAAAGCUCCUGAAGCCGGACGGAAGGCUUGUUAUGACGGAGUUGUGCAGCCUGUGGCGCUCAAUCAACUACAUAUUUGGCACCUUUUCUGGCUGGUGGCUAGGAGAGGAUGAUAAUCGCAGAGACCAGCCUUACGUUCCUGUAUCACGAUGGGACGAGGAAUUGAAGGCCAGUGGUUACAAUGGGGUGGACACCGCUGUUUACGAUGAUGAAGAGUCACAGGCGCAUUGUGCUGUCAUUGUGGCCAGAAAAGAGCCCCCUGCGAGUGCCAAGCCUACUUCCGUUUCCCUUCUAGCCCAGGACCCCGAGGGUCAUAUUGCUUCUAUAAUUGUUGCUACCUUGAAGGGGGGCGGCUGGAGUGUUUCCUAUCAUCACUUGGGUGACCAUAUUCCUGAGGACCAGGCUAUCAUCUCAUGCCUUGACCUAGAAGCAGCUUUCUUUGAAGAUGUUCCAAAAGGCAAAUUCACUGCCCUUCAAAACUUCGCACGAUCUGCUGGCACAAGAACUAUCUUGUGGCUCAUACUCCCAACUCAAGCCAACUGUUCCAACCCGUCAUCGGGCCAGACACUUGGUGUUACUCGUACUCUCCGUUCCGAGCUAGGUCUCAACCUUUUCAUGCUGGAGGUGGACCCGCAUGGAGACUUCUUCGGCUCCUCAGUCUUCAAGAUCUUUGGGCGAGUGACGAGAGAUCAGGACAUUGAGAAUCUUGAGCCGGACAGGGAAUACAUUGUCAAAGACGGAGUAAUUUGUGUCGGAAGAUACCAACCUAUUCCGUUGAUCGAAGCAGUAGCAGACAAGUCUUCCGGCGUCGAGAACAUGAAGAAGCUUCAUAUCGAUCAGCCUGGUAUUCUUGACACAAUGGAGUGGAAGACAUACUCCCUUCCCAAGGUCCUGGCUCAGGACGAAGUGGAAAUCGAAGUUCGCUCCGCUAGUCUAAACUUCCACGACGUUGUUUUUGCUAUGGGCCUGGUUCCUUCUGAUGCCAAGGAAGUCACAAUCGGAUUGGAGGUAUCCGGCACAGUCAGACGUGUUGGAAGUGCGGUAACACACUUGGCCGUUGGUGACCAUGUUAUGGCCUUAUGUCCGAACGGCGGCCUCGCAACACAUGUUGCACUUACGCAUCACUAUGUACACAAACUACCCGAAGGCAUGAGCUUCGAAGAAGCUGCGACUUUUCAGUGCUGCUAUUCCACAGUCAUCUACGCCUUACUCGACGUGGGGAGAAUGCGCGAAGGAACAAGUGUUCUGAUCCACUCCGCUUGUGGAGGUGUUGGCUUGGCUGCCAUCCAAGUUGCUCAAAUGAUGAAUGCAGAGAUAUAUGUGACUGUAGGAAGCGAGACAAAGAGAGACUACUUGGUCGAGCAUUACAACAUCCGGCAAGAUCGCAUCUUCAACUCACGGGAUGAUUCAUUUCUAGGUGGCCUAAUGAAGCAAACAAGGGGCAAAGGAGUCGACCUGGUUCUCAAUUCUCUCAGCGGUGAGCUAUUGCAUGCCUCUUGGAGGUGCGUGGCACAAUAUGGCACUAUGCUGGAACUUGGGAAACGUGACCUUGCUGCGUUCGGUCAGCUGGAUUUGAGAAGGUUUCUCGAAAACCGAUCAUACUGCGGUUUUGAUAUGAAGGACCUCAUGAGGGACCGUCCAUUUCUCGUCAGGGAUGUAAUUGAGAGGACCCUCAAAUUCUACGGACAAGGGAAGCUGAAAGCAGUCAAGCCUAUCACUGAAUUCCACGCCAACGACGCCAAGAAAGCCUUCCGCUAUCUUCAGGGUGGUAACCAUAUGGGUAAGGUAACCCUCACCAUACCCACAGAUACAUCGACCAUCAAGGCCAAGGCGCGCACACCCAAGGUUCACCUCGACCCGCUCGCAUCUUAUUUACUUUUAGGUGGCUUUGGAGGACUUGGGCGAGGUUUGGCUGUUUGGCUAGCUGAAAACGGCGCCAAGAGUCUUGUCAUCCUUUCCCGCGGCGGCGGAGUCGACAACAACGUUUCACAAGAGCUUGAGUCCAUGGGAUGCACAGUUGCUGUGGUCAAGGGCAGCGUCAUUAAGCUUGAAGACGUAAAAGAGGCUGUCACCCAAGCGCCAAGCCCUAUUAAAGGUGUCUUCAAUCUUGCCAUGGUGCAAAAAGACUCGCCAUUCAUUGACAUGCAGUGGACGGAUUGGAACGAUGUCAACGAACCAAAGGUCAGAGGUACUUGGAACCUUCAUGAAGCCCUGCAUGAUCAACCGCUGGAUUACUUCUGGCUAGCAAGCUCUGUCGUCACUGUUGUGGACCAGCCUGGCCAGGCAAACUACAAGGCUGGGUGUAUAUUCAUGGAGUCGUUUUGCCAGUACAGACACUCUCUCGGCCUCCCUGCAUCGGUACUAUCAAUCUGUCCUAUUGGAGACGUUGGGUUUGUUGCAGAGAACCCUGCUGCGCUGCGAAGCGUCAAACUGCAGGGCCAAUACACCCUAAGAGAGAAGGAGUUUUUGGAGUGUUUUGAGGCUUCGCUCCUAAACUCGAUGCCCAGGGGAACUUCUGCUGGCAACUUCAAGAAUCUCUCUUCGGGGGCGUACUUGCCCUGGAAUAGUAGCGGCCACAUGAUAAUGGGUUUGAAGUCUCAUCUUCACCUUGACGAUCCCAAGAACCCAGCCAACUGGCGUCGCGAUCGACGAAUGGGCUUCUACCACAAUAUGGCAACCGAGGGCGCAUCCAGCACUGCAACGGAGAGUAGUCAGCUCAAACUAUUCCUCGAAAGCCUUUACGAAGACGGCGGAUCUAGUAUUCUGGAGAAGGAAGAGUCUAUCGAGUUUCUGGCCUGCGAGAUUGGCAACAAGAUCAAUGAGUUUCUUCUCCGGCCCGGCUCUUCCAUUGACACAAGUCUCCGACUUGCAGACAUGGGGCUGGACUCUCUUACCACUAUUGAGUUGCGGAGAUGGUUUCGUCAAGCUUUUGGGCUGCAGGUCAGUGUGCUGGAGAUGAUGGGUGCAGCUUCGUUAAAGCAACUUGCAGAAACGGUAGCAUCAAGGCUUGGAGAGAAGCUUAUCUAG